UUAAAUAUUUUACUCCAUCCACCGGAUGAUGGGCCGGCCAAAGUCGAACCCGUCAUUGACGAGAAAGCCCGGCCCAAGCGGUACCAAUGAAAAACGCAGUGACGGAUUAAUCCUUGCAACAAAAACGGCUUUCCUCUCUCGGCCAAUCGCGAGCUGGAGUAGUGGGUGGAGCAACCAGCAGAGAGAUUGUAGAACAGACUGUGGCUGCGACGAAUUGACGGGGCGGAAUUGCAGAUCGGAGAGAGGGGAAGGAGAUCGAAAGAGAGGCGGCGAAAAUGGGCGGAGGAAUGGAGGCAAACAAGAACAAGUUCAUCGAAGACUGGGGCGCCGCCCGCGAGAACCUGGAGCACAACUUCCGAUGGACUCGCCGCAACUUUGCCCUCAUCGGCUUGUUCGGCAUCGCCCUCCCCAUCCUCGUUUACAAGGGCACCGUCAAGGAAUUCCAUAUGCAAGAUGAAGAUGCCGGCAGGCCAUACAGGAAGUUUCUUUGAGCUCAGCUGAAGAUUGUGAAACAAAAUAAUUGCAGAACGUAUGGAUUAUGGAUUUAGUUUCUUGUCUAUUUCCAUUCGACAGGCUUCUGACUCUUUCGCCUGCAAUGGUGACUCUGUAUGUUCUCUUCAUCUAUGUCUUGGGUUUCUACUAUGUUUUGCAAUCAUUGAACACUUUUUUCUUCACCAGUGAUAAUCUUGCAUUUUUGCUCAGAGUUGUGAUACCGUAUCUUACUGACUGGUUGUAUUGGUUCAAACAUUUACUGGUGACCAAGCUGGUAUGCUUUUAUCACGCCUUUUUUAGGGUCUUGUUUCACAGUUCUAUUAUUACCUUAAACCGUCGGUCUCACCGGUGAAAUCUUCAAUACGGUUUCACGAUCAUUUCUCCCCUUGGUUCUUUCCCGGCUUGAGGAACAAAUAAAUCAUGGAGGGUCCGGGUGGGUGCACCAUUUCAAGUAAGCUAACCCUAACGAUGAUAGGAAACAUGAGAUGAGUUACAAAUAUCCACACAGACAUGGAUAAGAAUGACAAUUGACUCUUGAAAGCAUUAAAAAAGAAGACAUGGAGCUUUGAAGCUCAGGUAAACAAAGAUGAGUUCGUCUUCUGAAGAUGAAUGAACUCUCUUCAUACAGCUUUGGUUUCAAACGAAUACUCGUGAUGAUGCCUGCUGCCUAGCUCCUAGAAGCAUUGUAAAUGUGAAACUCGGUACUUCAUCGGAACUGGUAAAUGGUCGACCACAAAGUAGUUGCAGCUGGCCACGGCCACUUGAACGCAAUAGAGCCAAGCUCGUCGCCAGUAUGGGUUUACCCACAGAACUGUCACUAUUCCAAGCAGCAUCACUGCGUAAGAUCCUGAAAAGCUGACAAAGAAAGCACUCAUGUCUAUGAAACCAUCACCGUCACUUUCCUCAUUGAUCCGAGGAGGGGCUUCGGGCAUUCCAUCAUUCUCUCUUGUGUCGGAGCAAUUUUUUGGCAGAGGCCAUCCGCACAGCAGAUCAUUGCCUUGGUAGCUACUCUCAUCAAAUGUCCCAAAUUGUGCUACAUUACCUAGUGUCUUGCCUGACAAGUUAUUGUGUGCCACACUGAAGUCUGCCAAGAAGUUCAGUUCGACAAGGUUGUUGGGGAUUGUUCCGUUGAGCUUGUUGUAUGAUAGAUCCAAGCUCUCAAUUUGCUUCAAGUUGGAGAAUGUCGACGGGAUGGAUCCAGAGAGAAAGUUAUGAGACAAAUUCAGUACCUUGAUGUUGGUAAAGUUGCCGAAUUCAGGUGGGAUUUCGCCUGUCAGACCUAUGCAGUCAAAAUCGCGUUUUAAAACUUAAAAACUUACGAUUUUACGUUUUUAGGUCACCAAAACGCUUUCGUUUCCAUAUAAAAACGUAAGUGUAUAAAAUCGGACUAAAUUGCGCUUUAAAGCUUAAAAGCUUACGCUUUUACGCUUCUAGUUCACCAAAAUGCUUUACGUUUUUGCGCUUUUAGUUCACUAAAUGGGUAUUCUUUUCAUGAAAUUAAUUAUAAAAAGUAUAUUUGAAAUUAAAUCACCAACAAUAUGAUGUAUUUGAGAUGAAAAGAUAUAUACCAAGUACUUGGAUGCAUUCUCAAUUUCAAUAGAGUAAUCUAAUUCACCAGCUAGGCUCUUCCCGAAUUCAUUAGCAUAGAGGAAAAAGUGGCUUAUUGUCAAAAUUUAUGUUUACGAACUUAUUAUUAAGAUGCUAUAAGUUGCUCUGCUUUAGGCAUGAAUUGCAUGCAUUUAUUAACUUAUCUAAAUUUUGUGCAUUCACAUUUUACAUAGUAUAUGUCCUACUUAAUAGAUUGUUAGUUAUUUU
Molecule: messenger RNA, 2307 nt
Organism: Linum trigynum
Lineage: Eukaryota; Viridiplantae; Streptophyta; Magnoliopsida; Malpighiales; Linaceae
Source: the annotation of a GenBank genome assembly